AUGGGAGAUUUCAAUUUCGAUUGUUCAUCUGAUGAAUCGGAUUUGAGCUCCGUACCUCCAUCACCCAUAGCAGAGUCACUGGAGCCAGCAGAGCGAUACCCAACGCCUUCAUCCCAAGAGGGAGCUGAGUCUGCUGAGGGUUCUGCACGCCAAGCCCGUCCCGCAAAGAGGAGACGCAACCCCUUACCAAAGGAACGGACCACUCAAUAUCUCGAUCUAUCCAAAUCUCUCUAUGAACAAAAUGAUCAACAUAAUUUGCUUGUUCAAACUCUGCGUCACCAAAAAGACAUUGUCGUCAUCGCCGGCGCUGGAAUUUCCACGGCUGCGGGUAUUCCGGACUUUCGCUCCACAGACGGCCUCUUCAAAUCAUUGCAAAAAAAACAUAACCUAAAAGCAUCCGGCAAGCUUCUCUUCGAUGCUGCCGUCUAUCAGGAUGAUGCAUUGACAGCGCCAUUCCACGAAAUGGUCCGGUCGCUGUCCGAGGAGGUUGCCAAUAUCAAGCCCACCGCCUUCCACCAAAUGCUUGCCCGAUUAGGUAUCGAGUCUCGCCUGAAGCGACUUUAUACCCAAAAUAUCGAUGGCAUUGAAACCUCUAUGGAGCCACUGGCAACUGAGGUCCCACUUAAUAUCAAGGGUAAUUGGCCGGUCACUAUUCAACUGCACGGCAGUAUUGAGAAGAUGGUAUGCCAGAAGUGUCGCUACCUUGCCGACUUCAAUCCCAACAUUUUCACGGAAGCAGACCCGCCCGCUUGCGAUGAGUGCUCCUUGAACGACAUAAAUCGCCAGGCCGUCGGUCAGCGGAGUCACGGAAUCGGCCGCAUGCGCCCGCGCAUCGUCCUCUACAACGAGCACAACCCCGACGAAGAGGCAAUUACCUCCGUGAUGAAUGCCGAUAUCAAGUCCCGUCCUCGCGUGCUUGUUGUCGCCGGUACUAGCUUGAAGAUUCCUGGAGUCCGUCGACUCGUCAAGAGCUUGUGCACAAUGAUCCGCAGUCGUAAGGAUGGCGUCACGAUGUUCAUCAACAAUGAGCCACCAAGCGGCAAAGAAUUCGACAAUUGCUUUGACUUGAUCGUCCAGGGGUCAUGCGACGAAGUUGCACGCCAGGUUAACCUGAAACCGUGGGAGUCGAAGGACCUUACCCCGUACAUGUACGAAUGUUCACCCGAGCCCAUUCCCCAAAUCUUCAAUUCCAACGACAUCUCCGUUGUUGUCACACCGAAAAAGAGACCUCGCGCAGAUACUGGUCUCGCAACACCUUCUGCCAGUCACGACGAGAAGCCCGCGAAAAAGCUGGUCACCAAAGUUUCAAAGCUCAAGCUCGCAAAUCCAGCAAGCAAUGGGCGAUCCAUCAAAGACGUUAUCAACAAGAGCGAGAAGCCUACUACUCGCAAGCCUACCUCCAAGUUCAUCACCAAGCCCGCCCCCAAUCCUCGUCCCAAGAAGGCUGCAACAACCGCUGCCUCGAAAAAGCGUGCCCCGGUCAAGAAGAAUGCUACCAUCACUUCAUUCAGCAGCAACAGCCGUGUUACCAAAACCUCUCAAUCUGCUGGCAAAAUUGGCACAACGGUCGAUGUCAAAGCCAUGCAACCGGUUCCAGCGGGGGCCCCAAGGAACAACGGUACUCUGCCCAUCAAAGCAGAGCAACCCGAGAAAACAGACAUCAUACUCGACUCAGAGUCUCUUCCUCAACCAAUGGCUUCCUGA
Molecule: messenger RNA, 1704 nt
Organism: Penicillium vulpinum
Lineage: Eukaryota; Fungi; Ascomycota; Eurotiomycetes; Eurotiales; Aspergillaceae
Product: putative SIR2 family histone deacetylase (Hst4)
Exons: 2
Coding region: 1-1704 (567 amino acids)
Biological process (GO): regulation of DNA repair; pericentric heterochromatin formation; negative regulation of transcription by RNA polymerase II
Cellular component (GO): mating-type region heterochromatin
Molecular function (GO): histone deacetylase activity, NAD-dependent; NAD+ binding
Source: RefSeq, a predicted model, not a curated record